Gadus macrocephalus (Pacific cod) is the source of this 4737-nucleotide messenger RNA. RefSeq names its product talin rod domain containing 1 (gene tlnrd1). The transcript has a single exon. Gene Ontology annotation, molecular function: actin binding. Bases 1906 to 2970 code for a protein of 354 amino acids. Lineage: Eukaryota; Metazoa; Chordata; Actinopteri; Gadiformes; Gadidae. The record is from RefSeq and is a predicted model, not a curated record.
CGUGUCGUUAAACAAAUAAUUAUACGGUGCUGCCUGUACGGCGAAAGGCGCCGCUCUCCAGCACUAUGACCAAGUAGCAGCGGCAAAAGUGUAUCAUAUCUAACUUUUAACUUUGUUGGCGUAAAACCCGCUGUGUCGCCAUGGCUUUCCCGUCAUCAUGGCAAACAGAAGAAGAGUCCCCCGGGACAGACACGGGAUGAUUUCCUAGCCAGUCGCUAAAUUUAGGAAAAGUGCGUUUUUGGGUGUAACUUUGCCCGUACACCGGUAGUUGAAACGCACCCACGUCGGGGCCUCGGGAAAGGAUGUCUCAUGGCAGAAGGAUCGGUCAGCUCUGGGAGUACGGGUCCAACCCUCCAACGCAGGGACCCUCAACUCAACACCAGCAGUUCCACGACGAUGAAUCGGCGUAUGGCGGACUACUCUGGAAGUGACUGAAUGGUUGGACGUGCACGGUUGUACUGAGACAGUGAGUUUUGGAGCGUAAAGGCCACCCUUGUGUCUCUUGCUCUCUCCGGUUCUGCUACAGGCGAGCCGUUCAAACUGCGACCACACCCUCCGCGCUUCCUGGUGCCGCGCUCCUUGCAGCGGGAGCGGCGCGUUGCAACGCUACUGCGACUUUCGCUUUUUUUGUGGGGGGAUCUCCGUUUCGUUUUUAUUUUGGAGUGAGUGACUUAGCCCCGUGUGCUGCAAUAUUAGACUUGUACACGCACACACCCCGUGGCUUGCAGAGCAGCAGGUUAUGGAUCGCCGGACCCACUGCUACCUACACAGGAUAUGCGGGUGUGCACACUCCUCUCUCUGGAGUUGAGAUGAAGAAGGCGUAUGGUGGACAAUGCCAGUGGAAAUAAGACUACCCGACGCGCUACUUUCUGAUACUGGAUUGCAUAUGAAAAAGAAAAGAUUGAAAGUCGUCGGAGUCGUGGUGUCGUGUCUCCGGACGUUUUGCUCCUAGUGGAUUUACUUGUGUGGGACUCAUGGGAUGAUGAUGUCCAGCGGUCCAGCGGUGAAGAGAAACCCGGGCCCGGGUGGCACCCGGUUCAUAACAAGCAUGACUCUGUUUCUCAGUCCACUUGGGCCGAUCAAACUCAAUGGGGAUAACUUGGAUAAGUACUCGGUGCUGUUGCGUCCUACUUGCUCCCAUGCAAGUAGACAUACAAUAGUUGUCUUGAUAACGGAAUUGUAGGAAACAAAGCAACACAAACAGAGAAGCUGAGACAGAGUCAUCUAUUGGGAAUGUAUCCCAAUCAAAAACGGUAAUGAGAUAUUGAGGCUUCUGUUUCUCGCCUGCACUUUGCCUUGUAUUUAGAAGGCGCUUGAGGAGCACUGAUAUCUGAUCAGUUACAACCUGUGAAUUGUAUUAUUUCACAAACACCUGGGACAACAGAUCGUUUUUUGUUUUGUUUUAUUUCCAGGGCAUUUCAUUUGUAAACCAAAUAGUUUGUCACACUGAUUGUAUAAUUGAAGGGAUUCUAUUUUUUGAUUCUUGUAUUGUUAAACUUCUAGUGACUAAAGAGCAUAACAGUUAUGUGACGGGGAUAUGGGUCAUCGUAGAGUUGGUCAUAUAGCUUGUUCUAUUUUAAUAUUUCAAAUUUAGCGAGAAAUUUACUCAAUUACAAUGGGCUCUCACUAGAUGUUUACAUUAAGAAUGCAUGACCUGUUUGUUGAUACAUAACACAAGGUUGCUUACCUAGACUCUGAAGGAUAUCAAAGAAGACAAGUUUGGCCAGUUUUAUAUUUAAUUUCUUUAAACCUGUUGCAUUUCCUCAUCUUUUAGAAAAAAGUCAAAAAUAACGCAGUGUGCAGCGAAAGCAACUUCAAAGUAAGCCGCAACCCCUCCCCUGCUAGUGCAGUGUUCAUCCCCACCUACCCACCCCCUCCUCCCCCUUCCUCCCCCCCCUUUCUAUUAUGGCUAGUGGUGGCUCGGGCAAGUCAGCCAGCGACGGGUCCACCAGUGCACCGAGCGGCAGCCUGCAGCAGAGGAAGAGGCUCUCCUCGGUCUGUGACAUCUGUAAGGGCAAGAUGCAGCUGGUGGCGGACCUCCUGCUGCUCUCCAGCGAGACGCGGCCGGUCAUGAGCUCGGAGGGCGUGGCCGUGGCGGAGACCUUCGAGCAGUGUCGCGACACGGUGAUCGCCCGCACCAAGGAGCUGUCCAUCCUCACCCACGACAUCCAGAGCCAGCUCAACAUGGGCCGCUUCACCGAGGUGGGCGACCGGCUGCUGGAGAUGGGCGACCUGGUGGUGUCGCUCACCGAGUGCUCGGCGCACGCCGCCUACCUGGCGGCGGUGGAGACGCCGGGCUCCCAGCCCUGCCAGCCGGGCCUGGUGGACCGCUACAAGGUGACCCGCUGCCGCCACGAGGUGGAGCAGAGCUGCGGCGUGCUGCGGGUCACGCCGCUGCCCGACCUCUCGCCGCAGCUCCUACUGGAGCUGUCGCAGAACAUGUCGGCCAACCUCAAGACUCUCACGGACUCCUCGUCGCUGGCCAGCGAGCGCUCGCGCGACCGCUUCGCCAAGGAGCAGUUCAAGCUCGGCGUGAAGAGCAUGAGCACCAGCGGCACGGCGUUCCUGGCGUGCGUGCGUGAGGUGAAGAACCAGCCCAGUGAGCUGACGCGCAGCCGCUGCGUGCUGUUCAGCGCCGCCCUGGUGCAGGCGGUCAACGCGCUGGUGGGCUUCGCCACGGAGCCCCAGUUCCUGGGCCGGGCGGCCAGCAUCUCCGGCGAGGGCAAGGGGGUGCAGACGGCGGUGCUGGGGGGCGCCAUGAGCGUGGUGUCGGCCUGCGUCCUCCUGACUCAGGGGCUGCGCGACGUGGCCCAGCAUCCCGAGAGCAGCUCCAAGAUGGCCGACUACCGGGAGCGGCUGCGGAACUCUGCGUGCGCCGUGUCGGACGGCUGCACGCUGCUCUCCCAGGCGCUCCGGGAGCGGUCGUCGCCCCGGACGCUGCCGCCCGUCAACUCCCAUUCUGUGAAUUAGUUUAGAGAGAGAGAGAGAGAAAGAGAGAGCGCCCGAAUUAUAACCCACCUCGCCGCCCUCCCUACGACGGCGAUACCAAAGAGACUUGCUUGGUUCGGCCCUCGAUUCGGCAGGUUUUAGAGGAGGCAGUCGAGGAAGGCAGACCAAGGGUCCGCUUUCGGACGUAUCGGAACAUUCAACCGUGGUUUAACCGUUGUUUUCUAAGAGCACACAUAUACAGUUUGCAAAGGUGUUGCGUCGCGCUGGAUGUGACCAAAAAAAGCCUUCCUAAGAAAAUAAAGAUAACUGACCCUGUGGUCAUCGGCAGCCUGAUCCACGCUCCUUGGGGCCUCUUUCGCUAUGAAGACGCCGGCUAAUGUCUCGAAACCUAAAACGUUUACCUCAGUUUUCAGAUCUGAUGAAAACAACAGCGUCGAUGGGAUGGAUGGAGCCUUGAUGUGUACACCCAUGGUUGGGUGGCCUGCCUGUACGAGUACUCAUACGUACGUUUGCAAGUUGGGAAGAUUGUGUAACUGAUUGGGUUUCUUUUCCGACGAGUGUGAAUUUUCAAAGGGUGGUAGCUGCUGUGAGUGUGUGCCAUAGGUUUUACACUAUUUACCGGACUUACAAUAGUAUUUUAACGUGUCUCUUUUGAUCAUGCAUGUAAAGGAGUAUUUAUUUCAACUAUUAAAAUGAUGUUUCAGAUAAUAACGUUUGUCAAGAGUAGUGUCUUAGUGUCCAAGGAUUAUUUAUGUUGGUAUACUGUGUUGUCAAAGUAAAUUCCCUUUAUCCUUUUAAAACUAUUGAAUUAUUUUGCUACAGGAUAGUGGAGUGACUGGGCAUGUGACACCUUUGACUUCCAGCCAAAAGGUUCUUGUCUUGGUAGUAUUAGGAUCCAUUCCCAAAGUCCACAUUGAGCAUAAUGCCUAACCCAGUACAAAUAUACGAAAACUGUCCAAAUAGUCAAAUUUAUUUUCUUGCAGAAUGUGUGGGGCUAUUUGCAGCAUUGUUAAACCGGUGACACAAGUCACUCGACCGUGAACAGGGCUAAAUAAAAAAUCCUGUUCCUCCUGUUAUCGGUUCAACAUAACGCCCCACCAAUAUGAUUCACUUGGUGUUAAUAUAUAUAUAGUCUCAUUCAAAAUGUUAUUAGCACUGUAUCCUUUAAAUUUGACCUACCACUGCUACAGAUCAAUUGUUACACUUGACUGUUGGUCUCAGGUCUUUUGUGUUUCUAUUUUAACGAAAAUUAUAGUCAAAACGUGUCACUGAGUAAGUAACAGCAGUCUCUUGUUGCCUCUGCCCUCAAGCUCUAACCGUGAAGUGAAGAAGCUCAUCACUUCCUUCCUACGUGGGUGAAGUUUUCAAUCAGUGGGAUAGGUAACCUAAAAAAAUAAAUAAUAUGAUUCAGAGGGUGUUACAAACUGUCAACUAUCGGAGAGAGAUACGACCACACGUUGUACCCUGGUCAGUCUACACACCACCCCGGUCUUCUCUUGUGUACUGCCCUCAACUAACACAUUCCUGGCAGGCCCCUGGCAGAUAACAUGGGCAUGGUGGAACGUUCGAAGGCUGCUAUCUUCGGCUCCGCAGAGUAACCCACGUUGAACGGAGACACCGCUUCGCCCUGCUUGUCCUGGCCCGGGGCUUCUCCUCAAGCGCCUGUAAGCCCGAGGUCUUGACAGAACCGGCUGCCCCCAAAUCCUGCUUUAAUGAAAGUUUAUUGUGUUGAGAAGUCCUGCACACCGCUGCAUUACGACGGGAGUUUAUUCCAAUCCAACACGAAGA